CAAGCUCCAUGGGCUAAAAGGGGUGGGGUGGGGGUGCAAAUAAGAACCUCGGGUUUUUAUUUUUUUUUAAAGAAGCACCCUUCAGCAGACCAGUUGCAUGCCCUUAGCACCCUGUCACGCACUGACUUCUAAAUCCACGAGGAUCUGAGUUUCUUAUUUUGCGGGAGGGAGGGAGGAAGUCCCUGGUGGAAACAUUGCAUUGCCACCUGAUUUAUUGAUACAGCUCUUCUUGCUAUCUCCAUUGCACCAGGACCAAGGGUGAGAUCACUGGUUUGCACAGAGGAGUGAGGUGGGAAUAUCUGAAGACAGUGGUGGGGGGGGGGAGGGGGAGGAGAGAGAUAUCCAGUACUGAUCGCCCCCAGCUUGGGGAAAGUCACUGUAUAGCGGCUGUUUGGCCUUCCUCUCUGCCAUCAUGUUGCUUUAACAGUACCUGCUGAUCAGGGAAUCUGGUGAUCCAGCCAACAUGACUAGUUAACCCAAAGGACAAUAUUGUGUGGGAGGGAGGCAGGGAGCACCAUUGCCGGAGCCAGGCUAUAAAGAAUACCAGCUCCAUCUACUUGGGCCGUGCCAAAGCCAUUAUUUCUGUCAAUCAACAAGCAAUUGCAGUGGAAGGAUAGCAAUUGGGGGUUCGGUUAUAUGCAAGGUAUAGUUAUACUGCAGCUUCGAGCUGUUAGUGGGUGUGGGAAGGGUGGGAAUUUGAGGGCGAGGAAGAAAAGCAGCAGCUGAGUGGAGUUACUGUGAACGGGCCACCGUGGGGAAACAGGAGCUGAGCGGGUUGUGCACACUGGACGACAUCAGGGUAUUUGCUUCGGAGAGAUUCAUGCUGUGAGGCAAAGGAGCACCAAACUUGCCGGUUCUGGAAAGGGAAAUAAGGAACUCCCCCCCUCUCUUUUUUUGGAAAGAAGAAGAACAGACUUUGUGGCAUUAGGGGCUGUCUCCCUUUUUACUUAAGAGGAGUAUUGGACGGAGUGGCACAAUGACUCAUUUGCAGGCAGGCCUGUCCCCAAAGACGCUGGAGAAAGCCCGGCUAGAACUGAACGAAAACCCGGACACCCUGCACCAGGACAUCCAAGAGGUGCGGGACAUGGUCAUCACCCGGCCAGACAUUGGCUUUCUGCGCACGGACGACGCCUUCAUUCUCCGCUUCCUUCGGGCCAGGAAGUUCCAGCAUUUCGAGGCGUUUCGCUUGUUGGCCCAGUACUUUGAGUACCGCCAGCAGAACCUCGAUAUGUUCAAGAGCUUCAAAGCCACAGACCCAGGCAUCAAGCAGGCACUCAAGGAUGGCUUCCCAGGAGGACUGGCUAACCUUGAUCACUACGGCAGGAAGAUCCUGGUUCUGUUUGCUGCCAACUGGGACCAAAGCAGGUACACACUGGUGGAUAUUUUGCGUGCCAUACUUCUUUCCUUAGAAGCCAUGAUUGAGGAUCCUGAACUUCAAGUAAAUGGAUUUGUUUUGAUUAUAGACUGGAGCAACUUCACUUUCAAACAGGCUUCUAAACUGACACCAAGUAUGCUUCGAUUAGCCAUAGAAGGCCUUCAGGACAGUUUUCCAGCUCGCUUCGGAGGAAUUCAUUUUGUAAAUCAACCAUGGUACAUCCAUGCCCUCUAUACAGUUAUACGGCCAUUUUUGAAGGAAAAGACAAGGAAAAGGAUAUUUCUCCAUGGAAAUAACCUCAACAGCCUGCACCAGCUAAUCCACCCUGAGAUUCUGCCUUCUGAAUUUGGUGGAAUGCUGCCGCCUUACGAUAUGGGCACUUGGGCAAGAACGCUGCUUGAUCACGAAUACGACGACGACAGCGAAUACAGUGUGGACUCAUACAACACUUCUGCAAAAGAAGUCGAAAAGGACCUGUCUCCCAAAUCCAUGAAGCGGUCUCAGUCAGUUGUGGACCCUGGAGUGUUAAAGCGCAUGGAUAAAAAUGAAGAAGAAAACAUGCAGCCCUUGCUUUCUCUUGACUAACAAUGUCUGAGCAUCGAACAUGAAUUGGGGUGGAAGGUAUUGCCUUUCGGCAACAAGCAAACCAUUGGGAGGAGAAUGUGUACCAGCCGGAAUCCUAUUUUUCAUGUUAAUGUAGCAUAACAUAAUGAGGCAGCAGGUUUUGCCAGUCAGCCUGGAACAUGCGAGCCCUGGGCUGGGAAACAGGGUGGAAAGGAAGAAGAUGAAAAGGAGCAAAUAUCAAUAAUAUAUUCUGUUAAGUGCCAACCUGUUUGUAAAUAGAGUCUAUUCCUUCUCUCUGUAUUUGUAAGUAAUGGUAGGGAUGUAGUACAGGAAAGGGAAAAAAAAGAGUGGCUAUUAAAAUAUGCCAGUUGAAUGCACUGUAAAAGAACAAAAAGCACCCUGAGAAAAAAAAGAAAGAAAUCAGACCUAAGUAACAUUCAUCCUUUUUAUACAAAGCCAUAUUACACCUUUCAUAUGGACUGCUUUAUUCUGUUCAAACAUUUUUUCUUUAAACGAGAAGAUAUAGGGUCCUGUAGACAUCAUUGUAACUGGUGUGAUGUUACCUGUCAAUCAGAUUGUAUUUCACAGACAUUGCUGAGAUUCAUGAUGGAAACUAGAAACCAUAUGAGAGAGAGAGAGAGAGAGAGAGAGAGAGAGAGAGAGAGAGAAAGAAAGAAAGAAAGAAAGAAAGAAAGAAAGAAAGAAAGAAAGAAAGAAAGAAGGUAUAGACACAGGGAGCCAAGCACCUUUCUUUGGCAUAUAAAACAACUGGUUUUUAAUCUUUUAAUGCUAAGUUUGGGGUUUUGAGACCCAUUUGGGUCCUGAGCAUAAGGUGGGUCUCAAAGAAAGCACCUGCCUCUUAUCCAGUCUCCAUUUGAGAACUUGAAUCCUUGACUGGAUCAUUUGUAGUAAUGCUCAGCAUUCCACACAUAAUACUCAGCAGCAACAGAUUGAUGCAUUUCCAAACCUUACAAAACUGAAGUCUGAAUACAUAUCUAUAUAUUUUUACCACUCUCUACAUAUAACGUGUCAUUGGUAGAUAAGUAUAUGUAAUCAAGGAUUUAUAAAAACAAAUCAUACCUAUUUGGUGUGCUUAGAGUUUAUUAUAGAUUGUAUAUUAAGACAAUGUCAUCGUUAACAUAGUAAAAAAUUAAGUACCGCAUCCUACUUUGAGCAAGAUUUAAUUGUUAUAAGUACGGUGUAGUACAAUACCAUGCUAAGGCCAUCUUUUGUUUUGUGAUGUAAUUGUGUAGAUGAAACAUGUGCCAUAUUAGACAGAAAAUACAUUUUUACCUCAAAAGACCAAACAGUCCCUAAAGUGGACUGAACACGGUCAGCUGUAGUUUAGGGGUAUAUAUUCAUCUUUGAUGUGUGCUGAUAUGCUUGUGUAUUUUCGCCGUACAUCAAGACAAGAAUGUACCCUACAACUAUACAGAUCUCUGUCAUCAGAAUUUAAUAUGCCACUUGAACAGGAAUGACAAGAUCUCUUUCUCGCAAAAAAACCAAAACGUUACUACUGAACUCUUAAGGGCUCUGAAGAAAUAUAUUGGAAUUAAUUAUUGGAUAUUUAAGAUGCCUAAGAUCAGGCUUAAUGCUGCGACAGAUUGUGUUCCUAUUGAAAAUCUUCAGUUUCAAGACAGUAGAAUGACUUGUUUGUUUUAAAUCACCUCCAUACCAUUCAGAGAAAACCUUCAGAUCAUUUUUGGGGAAAGAGGAAUUAAAAUACAUUCUGCCUGUACUGUCUUUGUGUAAUUCAGAUACUCUGUUGAGACACCAUAUGCAUGUCUGCUAUCAUUGAUUUCCACUGCAAGCUAGUGUUAAAAUGAUGUGAGGCUGUAGUGUACUCUAGACCACUUAAUGCACUGCUGGAUGCUCAGUUAAGAGAUUCUUAUUUGGCUUAAUUUUACUUUUCCUUAUUUAAACUAUGACAAUAGUGUUCUUUGCAGGCUAGAGCAUUAUGCUUGGUUACAUUAUUGAAGCAUUCAUCAUUCUAAUAACAUGGUAAAUAAGCAACCUAUCUAUUAAGCAGGGAAACCUUCAUGGUGGGAACACUAUGAUGAAUGCAUUAACCAAAAUGGAUCUGUUUUUGACAGGAAUGGCUUGUAGUUAACAAUACCUAUGCUUAUCACAUCCAGAGAUCUUAAGUUGAAGGCUGUGGUCUUAAAACAAUGACUGCCUAUUGUAUGAUAUCAAUUGCCCUUGGGCCACCUCACUGAAUAAACACUUAACAGGCCGCCAUGGCCAAUCUAGUCUAUCUAGCAUAUGUGCCAGGACCAGCAACUGUAUCUGGUUUGACCCUUGGUGGUAAGUAAGCAGCCUAACUUAUCACAAGACUGCAGCCUCAGAGUUUUCCUAGAAAUACAGCUGCAGCACCUCCAGCAACAUCAGCAGUAAGAACAUUGCAUGUCUCUCCAUGGGGCUCUACAUCAGUUCCCAUGGAGUAAUUUGAUUAGAUAUGUGUUCUUUCUCAAUUGAAGCUUGGGUCUCUAACUUUAGAAGUUUCCUGUAUAGCACUAAUACCUUUUUGCAUGGCUCCAUAGGAAUGAGCAAGCUGUUGAAUGACUGGAAUCCUUAUGCUUCCAAACUGAUAAGAGUUAGACAAUUUGGAACAGAAAACAUGCUAGGCAAAAUGAAAUGGUAAUUUGUUCUUAGCUCUAUAGUGGAUAAGCUUAACUGCAGGUGCAGACAUUUGCAGCAGUGCCAGACAAGAGGACUUUGUCUUGGUGCAGCACACA
Messenger RNA from Podarcis muralis (Common wall lizard), 4674 nucleotides. RefSeq names its product clavesin 2 (gene CLVS2). Gene Ontology annotation, biological process: lysosome organization. Gene Ontology annotation, molecular function: phosphatidylinositol bisphosphate binding. The record is from RefSeq and is a predicted model, not a curated record. NCBI's taxonomy places the organism in Eukaryota, Metazoa, Chordata, Lepidosauria, Squamata, Lacertidae. Gene Ontology annotation, cellular component: membrane; endosome; trans-Golgi network.